Macadamia integrifolia is the source of this 1188-nucleotide messenger RNA. Its product is annotated as probable 2-oxoglutarate/Fe(II)-dependent dioxygenase. The record is from RefSeq and is a predicted model, not a curated record. NCBI's taxonomy places the organism in Eukaryota, Viridiplantae, Streptophyta, Magnoliopsida, Proteales, Proteaceae. The transcript has 4 exons. The coding region runs from base 1 to 852 and encodes 283 amino acids.
AUGGCGUCCAAAUCUGCAAAUUUUGGAAGUUCUCUAGCUGUACCUAACGUUCAGCAGCUGAUGAAGGAGCCCAUCAACACUAUCCCACCACGCUACAUCCGUACCAAUCAAGACCCUCCAAUCAUCUCUGGUGCUGCCACACUCCCUGCAGUCCCAGCAAUUGACUUGCAGAAACUGCUGUCAGUAGAAUCCAGUGACUUAGAACGGGCGAGGCUACACUCUGCUUGUCAAGAAUGGGGUUUCUUCCAAAAAAGUAAACUAGACACAUUGGAUGUUUAUUCCUUGGAGAUGAAAAAGUUGGCCUUGGCCUUAUUAGAACAGAUGGGGAAGGCCCUGAAGAUGGAGACUGGUGAGAUAACAAAGAUAUUUGAUGAUGGAUUGCAAGGAAUGAGGAUGAAUUACUAUCCUCCAUGUCCUCGACCAGAGCAAGUAAUUGGCCUUUCACCACACUCAGAUGCUGUGGGCAUAACCAUUCUUCUUCAACUUAAUGAACUUGAAGGCCUUCAAAUAAAAAAAGAUGGGAACUGGAUUCCAGUUAAGCCUCUUCCAGAUUCUUUCAUAGUGAACAUUGGAGACAUCAUGGAGAUUGUGAGCAAUGGGAUAUAUCGCAGCAUUGAGCACAGGGCAACAGUGAACUCAAAGAAAGAGCGGCUCUCCAUGGCAACAUUCUAUAGCCCAAAUCCUGAUGGAGAAGUGGGUCCGGCAAGAAGCUUGAUUGGCCCAGGUAGACCAGCAUUGUUUAGAAGAAAAGGGGUUGCAGAUUACUUCAAAGCACUGUUUACUAGGAAGCUUGAUGGAAAAAGUUAUAUAGAAGCCAUGAGGAUUCAAAAUGGAGAAGGCGGAGCUAAUUGAGUUUAUAUGUACUCAAGAAUCAAUAUGUGCUCAAGAAUCAGUAAGUUGUGAAAUGCUGAUAAGCAUAUUUAUAAAUAAUGCGCUAGGGUUUCCACCUCCGACGCCCUUAUACUAAUUUUGGUGAAGGAGGAAGCCCACUUUAGAAUUUUCAAAUUGAAGGGGACUAUUUAAGACAUUUCACCAUCUUAGGGAACAAUGACUCUGCUUCCCAUAAAUAAAUUGAGCUUUACUCGGAACUUGCAAAUGUGUUGUCGUGUUUAAUAAAAAAAAAAACUGUGGUUUAUUUAGGCAACUGGAAGGAAAAUAUAAUUUAUCCAUGGUCAAUUCAAAAUUGCA